UCUCCUUCCACACUUCCAUUCUUCUUCCCUAUUUCUGUUGGUGGAAUGCUCAUCCUAGCUAGAAACUUUAGCCAUAUGAUGGUGUGAUAAAUUCUUUGUUCACAUCUCAUUUCCUUCCCUUGCAUUCCACUUUCAGGGUCAUCAUCUUAGUUUGGACCUCUAUCACCAGCUGUCAAAACUAUUGGAUUGCAAUAGCCUCCCAAUUUGUUUUGCCUGACUGUACUUAUUUCGGUCAGUGGCGUGGACUUGUGCUGACAAGAUAAAAUGUAAUUUAGAAAAGUAACCUCAUUUAUUUCCCUGUCCUCUUCACAGGGCUCCUGAAUUCCAAAUACACAGCCUUGGUCGUGGCAGAGGCUUUCUCAUAAUCCCAUAAUAAAAAAAUAAAUUUUCCCAUAAUUCCUUGGAUGCUGCCACCAGUCUCAAAUGCACUCCAUCUUUCUGCCUCCGAGGCUCAACUAAGGGCUCUAUUUCUCCUAGCCGAGGUCUUCCCCAUCAAUUUCCUAGAACACUUUGGAUUUCUCUCCCUUUUCCCGGUCACUUGGCUACACCCUACAUGGUACUUAUCUGUGAACUCGUCCAGGGAUGUCCCUUGUCUUAAUUUCCACCUCCCGAAGUCUGUCCACUUGGAGCUCUGCAGUAGGUCUACAGCACUCCUGGGGUUUUUUCAAUGGCAUCAGGAAACAUGUCCAGAAGAUGAACCUGCUGGCUGGGUUUGCUUGGAAGAAUGCUGCCAUCAUCUUGUCCCUAGGAAACAUGAUCAUGGGGUUGUUUUCCAUCUUUUGCAGUUUCAACAGAAAACCCAACUCUGCCUGUUGGCUCCUCCUCAUCAGCUUUUUAUUCAGUCUAGCAAGUGGACCUGUGGCCAGACAACUGGGCAUCUACUCUAAUUUCGGGACCAAGAUAAAUGACUUUGCCGAAUACACCUCCUUUGGCUUUGCCACUGCCCUGCUUCUGAUGUUGGAUGGGACCCUCAGUGGAAUUCUUGCCAUCUUUUAUGUGCUGGCUGUCUUCUACCGAUUGUGUUGGUAUUCAUUUGAGAUUCCCUUCGCGUAUCAGGGACUACCCUGUUCAUAUGCCUCCUCCUUGCUGGUCUCCACCUUCCUCCUGACCAAUGGUAACAAGCUCAUUCUUUUUGGUCUGGCUGUCUUGAUGAUGAGCUUUAUGGUAGAUAAACGCUUCUACCCCAACGACAAAACCCUGGAGUCCCAGUUUUGGAAGAAGGUGGUUUUUACCCUGGGUGCUAUGAUGCUCUGGCAUUCAUUGUAUAUGACUCCUUUAUACUUCUUGAUUUGGUCCAGCUCCUACAUCUUCUUCCCAGGUAUAUGGGGCAAGAAGGUAAUUUGGCCCCCAGCACCAGAACCAGCUAACCCACCAGAAAGUGCUUCUGCUUUCACUGAAUGA
Gracilinanus agilis (Agile Gracile Mouse Opossum) is the source of this 1401-nucleotide messenger RNA. It is a transcript of the gene TMEM269, whose product is annotated as transmembrane protein 269. The transcript has 6 exons. Gene Ontology annotation, biological process: phospholipid biosynthetic process. Gene Ontology annotation, cellular component: membrane. Lineage: Eukaryota; Metazoa; Chordata; Mammalia; Didelphimorphia; Didelphidae. Bases 583 to 1401 code for a protein of 272 amino acids. Gene Ontology annotation, molecular function: phosphotransferase activity, for other substituted phosphate groups. The record is from RefSeq and is a predicted model, not a curated record.